CCAAGGGAGCCUACUCAUGAGUUGUUGAAAAUAGACGAAAUAAAUGAACAAAAUAGUAAAAGAUGGACCCAAUUAUCAUUGAUUCUAGUAAAGAAGAAGACUCUGAUGACGACGACGAUGACGAUGAUGAUGAUAAAUGGUUCAUUCCCCGGAGAAAAAGCCCAAUGAAAAUGAUUGACGAAACGCUGCCGAAGAUAUCUUUCCGUGCACGAAAGGACAGAAAAGCAAGAGAUAGGCCACAUCAUGAGAAGAAAAAGAUUGAAACACCCAUCAUUGUGAUUGGAUCGUCUGGAGAGGAUUCAGAGACAAGAGUACCACCUCUUCCAGAUCUAAAUGUACAUGGGAAAACUGCUGAAAAACUGCCUGCCAGUGGGGAACUGAAUGCACUGAAUUAUAAGAGAAAACGUGAUGAAAAAAUGUUUAGUAUCAAAAAAAGGCAUGUCUCGGUGUUAAAACGGAAAGAGGAAUUGAGAAAGGAGUAUGAGAAUUUACAAGGUGGAUUGUUUGAUGUUUCGUCAGAUAGCGAUUGUAUUGUUAUCUGUUCAGAAAAAAUCCUGCAUUCGCAGAAAACAAGUAAAAAAGAUUGUCAUGGAAGCAUAGUUACUUUCAACAAAAAGCUAGAAAAAGAUGAGACAAAGUUUUCCAUUAAGAAAGAGAAAAAAGUGUCGGAAAAAGUGAAAGCAGGCAUUAAACGUUUGUUAUCUGAUACAACAUUUAAUAAACCUGAAAAAAAGGAAAGACAUAAAGUCAUCAGGUCUUUAAGCGAGGACUUUGUCAAAUUAAAAAGUAAAGCAUUUGCAUUACCAAAAGACAAUCAUGAAAUGGACAAUGAUGAGGAAAAAAGAAGAGAAAGCAAAGAGGAAAAAUGCAAGAAAGAAAAAAGAGAAAGAUCAGAGGAAAAAGAAAAGAAAGAAAGAAGAGAAAGUUAUGAUGAAAGUAAAGAAAAUUAUAUUAAAAAAGAGGACAGUUUGAAGAAGGUGACAUGCAGUGGUAUAUUACAAUCACAUCAACGAAGGGUAUUAAAGAAAUGCUCAGUGGUUUUGAGAAAAUUAACUGAAUCGGAAAUUAAAAUGAAAGGAAGUCCAAGCCGUAGACAUUUCACCGAUGUUUUUCAUUAUUCUGACAUUAGUGAUGAUGAUUUACCUGACCUUAACCCGAACUUUGAUAUCAGAACAGAAAACUAUAGUGAUAUCAGUGACAUUGACGAUGCAGAAUCAGUUUCAUCAAGAAUUGCAGAGAUGCCUCUGUUGGAACCCAUGAAAAAUCUUUCAGAAAUGGAUUUAAAUUUAGGCUACAUAGACAUGCCAGAAAUUUCUUCAGUCAGUCCUUCUCCAAUGGUAUCCUCAUCGGUCAAACAUCAGAUCUACAUCCCCCAGUGUAUAGCAAUAUCAUCGGAAUCCAACGACUCAGAUUCUGUCAUCUCCAUUCCUCGAUCAAGCUUUUUAGAAGAAAAUGUUGAUAAGAAGGGAAUGGAAGAUUGUCAUGGAGAUGACUUAAUAGAUAAUCCUGUUGUUAUUACUUCAUCUAGCAGUGAUGUUGAUGAAAACUCUGAAGAGAAUGUUGAUAGUGAAAACGAUGAUGAUGAUGAUGAUGAUGAUGAUGAUGAUGAUGAUGAUGAUGAUGAUGAUGAUGAUGGUGAUGAUGAGAAUGAUGAAACAAUAACUGAAAGUAAAGAUAAUAAGAGCAUUAAAGGUGGGAAUAGUGACAAGAGUGAAAGUGAUGACAACAUAUUUUCCAAAUUCAGCUCAUUCACUUUUUCAGGGAGUUCAUCAGCAUUUUCAAAAGUUUCACCAGCGAAAUCCACACUUAGUUCAUAUAAUAGAAUAACACCCAAACACAAUGUACUGAAAUCUAAUACCUCAGGAAACAUUGCAAAUAUACUUUCGUUUUUAAUGCCACAGCAUCAUAAUAUGUUGGAUGCGUGCUUAGAAGAAGAUGACAGUAUUAACUUAAUGCAUUAUUUGGAAUUUCUUGAGAAUUUUACUACAAAGUUUUCAUUGCCAACUGAGGUUACAAAAUCAUUAAUGAGGACUGCAUUUUUUCAACCUGCUGAUAGAGUAGAUCUUGUGCAAAGGUCAUAUUCAUUGUUAAAACUGUGUAAUAAUCGUCAAAAUGGUGCUAUGUACAUGGAUUUGGAUUUGAUAGAGGACAGUUUAUCAAAAGUGUACGGAACAGAGAAAUCCUCGGACUACACAGUAUUACUUCAGCGAACUCUUUUCCUCAAAUUAUCAGUGGAAAUCCUUCGGAAAGAUCUCUACAACCGUGAUCUGUAUGAUACGAAAGAGAUCAGAAAGAGCUAUGCCUAUAAACUGCUCUCUUAUGAUGUGGCGUCCAGCAAGAAAAGGCUAGUAUAUUACAUUAAUCAGGCCUUGCAUGCAGGACAGACGUUGACUGCCAGGUUUGAGGGAGCUGUUAAGGACAUUCCACACAUCUUACCAAUACUGCAGGAGUUGUUAGCCUUGAGCAUAGACGUCAGCAUAAGCUGUGUAGAUGCAGCCACAGGCUUGAGCGAAGAUCUUGUUGGGACAUACACUUUCCUUCCUGACAUUGCAAGCAAGGAGCACCUGCUUACCUCCGUUACCUCCCCACUGCUGCAGUACAAGCUUGUACAGACCAUGUUGGAAACACAGUAUGAUCAGUACCUGCCCUUGCCUGCGUUUCCAGAAUCACUUCAGGGUGUAGUGGACUCCUUCUUCGAGGUGACCCCACUGAAGUUCCAGAUGACCCCGCCCACUACACCCACAGAUGAAGAACCGGUGGAUGAUAUCCCGGGGGAGAAGUCUUUUUCUCCAUCGGAAACAGAGGAGAUGGCCAUGCUGCUAUACUUUCUCGUCAAGAGCUACCUACAAGUCUCCAUUGAGAAGUUGUACAUACCUCUACAUAGAAGAUCGAGGUACUCGAGGAAGGGAUCAGGUCCGAGACUUUAUGACCUUGAGACAAUAGGGGCACUUGAUCAACACGUGGACCAGUUAAGGGGGCACCUGCUCUCCCUGUGCCCGACACUGUCCGACAAGGCAGAAGAAUACUUGAUGCUGUUGUUGUGCUGUGGAGAUUGAGACCACAAUGAGAUAAUUGGUCUUGGAUCAUCACAUGUAUCGAUAAAAGGGGAAACUGAUGUUGUUGUGCCCGACAUGGUCAUACAACGCAGAAGAAUUCUUGAUAGCAGAAGAAUGACUGAUGGUGCUGUUGUGCUGUUGAACUUGCAUCACAUGGAGAUCACUGAUGCGUUCGAUCAGGGCAUGUACUUAUUAAGGAGGCGCUUGCUUAGUCCGACCAGGCAUAGGAAUAUAAGAUGCUGCUGCUUUGCUGCUGAGAUUGAGAAUACAUUGAGAUUUAUCAGGGCACUUGAUCAACACGUAGACCAAUAAAGGGGAUACCUGCUCUCACUGUGCACGACAUUUUUGACAAGGCAGUGUAAUACUUGGUUCUGCAAAGGUGCUGUGGCGAUUAGGAAUACAUUACGGUGAUCGAUUUGCUCAUCAGCUCAUUAAUCUAUUAAGGGGGCACCUAUUAAGGGGGCACCUGCUCUCUGGGUGCCAGACACUGUCUGACCAGAUGGAGAAAUAUUUAAUGCUGCUGCUGUGCUGAUGAGACUGUGAUUUUCAUUGUUGAAAAGAGCCUUCGAAGUCUUUGAUAUAAAAGCCUUUCAAUACUUUCUUCGUUGAAAAGAACAUUUGGAGAUUUUCAUCUUUGAAAGAAAAAAAUCAGUAUUUUCAUCUUUGAAAGAAGCAUUUAUGGAUUUUUUUUACUUUGUUAAGAGAUUUUUCCUUUUAUAUAUAUAUAUAUUUAUAUAUUUUUUUUGUCUUUUCAAUGAUUUGGAAGGCAUUGAUGGCUUAUUUGUAUCUUUCUGAGUCUAAAACAGAUUGUAAACAUUGAAGAAAUUGUUUUGAGAAAAAAAUUGAAAUGCUCAUUGUUAAUAUGAAAAAAAAAUGUUAUGUGUUUAAUAUUGAAGUGUUGAGCUGUAUGAAAAAAAGAUCAAUGGAAAAACGUG
This is a messenger RNA of Mya arenaria, 3991 nucleotides long. Its product is annotated as glutamic acid-rich protein-like. NCBI's taxonomy places the organism in Eukaryota, Metazoa, Mollusca, Bivalvia, Myida, Myidae. The record is from RefSeq and is a predicted model, not a curated record. The transcript is spliced from 6 exons. Bases 63 to 3056 code for a protein of 997 amino acids.